AGUCUGGCACAUUAUGAAGAGAAAAAAACUUUAGUGCUCAUGCGCGAGAAACAAGUGGAAUGCCUGCUAUCAACUCCUUGCACCAUCGGUGGACAUUACACAAAAUGUGUUACCUACUUAGCUUUCACUGACUUUUCUCUUAUGGCACACUCGAUGUGGUAACCAAAGUCUUCGUUAAGCAAGACAAUCGCCAUCACAUCCACCCAGCACUGAGUCGACCCUCUUGACUCUUAACUACUCAGUCAUGGACAAAGGUUUGGUACCAGGCAGGACCAGUUCGGUCUCAGAAGAGAUGGAGGGGAUAUGUGUGAUGCCAGAUAUGAGUGGCAUCAAGUCGGAGCACCCGGGUGGAAGUGCGGACAACACAGGUGCACAGAACGUGGCCAUGGGGAUCAAGUUCAUUCUGCCCAACCGCUUCGAUAUGAACGUAUGCUCAAGAUUCGUCAAGUCACUCAACGAGGAGGACAGCAAAAACAUCCAGGACCAGGUCAACUCCGAUUUGGAGGUGGCAUCUGUUUUAUUUAAAGCCGAGUGUAAUAUUCAGACGUCACCCUCACCGGGGAUACAAGUGCGUCAUGUUUAUACCCCGUCCACCACCAAACACUUCUCUCCCAUCAAACAGUCGACAACACUCACCAACAAGCACCGUGGUAACGAAGUGUCCUCCACUCCUCUUCUGGUCCACUCUCUGUCCAUUCACCAGCUAGCAGCACAGGGUGAAAUUGUUUUCCUAGCCAGCAGGAUUGAACAAGAGACUGUGAUUAACCUGCAGGAUGAGGAAGGCUUCACCCCCCUGAUGUGGGCUGCAGCACAUGGACAGAUUGCAGUCGUAGAAUUCCUGCUUCAGAAUGGAGCGGACCCCAACCUGUUGGCUAAAGGCAGAGAGAGUGCUCUGUCUCUGGCAUGCAGUAAGGGAUAUACAGACAUCGUGAAGAUGCUCAUCGAUUGUGGGGUGGACGUCAAUGAAUAUGACUGGAACGGCGGGGCUCCCGUGCUCUACGCUGUCCAUGGGAACCAUGUACCCUGUGUGGAAAUCCUCCUGGAAAGUGGAGCCGACCCCACCAUUGAGUCCGACUCUGGCUUCAACGCUAUGGAUAUGGCUGUGGCAAUGGGCCAUAGGAAUGUUCAACAGGUGAUGGAGGCCCAUCUACUGAAGCUGCUGAUGGGGAUGCGAGAGUGACCAGAGCCCAGGGAAAAGCCACUAACCUGGGGGACAUGAGGAAGGAUUGCCUGGGAAUGGAAAUGCAGUAUACAGCAGACGCCAUAAUGAAGAAAGAAAUGUCUGAGGACAAUCGUGAAGCACGUCUGAGGCUGAUGUGUGAAACGUUUAGGAAGCAUGUGUGUGAGUAUUUAGGCACCCCAUGUAUCUGUUCUGGGUAGACGUCCUAUUGAGUUUUAUAACAAACCAUGUAAGAAACUAGUGCAUAAACCCAAACGUCUGCACAAAUCAUGCAUUAAUAAUGGGGGAUGUUGAAAGUUGAGUUAAUUGCACACGUCAUUUGAGAAUUCUGCCCCUCAUGAAAAGGGUAUUGGCAUGAAAGUAAAACAGCCUAGUGGGUCAACUGCCGCAACGACUAAUAGCAUCGACUUCUAUGCUGUUUUGGUGCCCUAGCUCCCACGUAAUGGCAUUCAGCGAACCUGUGCACAUACUGUGUGUGACGGAACAAAGUCUUGCAUCUCAAUAUCUACAGUGCUGCUCGUGGCAACGUCAUUUCGCAGGCUACUUUUAACAAGUUGUGGUGAAAUUAAGUACAUUAACAAUAAAGUAAUAAAAUUGGUCCCAUGUUACAUGAGCUGAAAUAUUAUUUAAAAAUACAUUUAAAACAUUUUCCAUAGCCACAAAAAGCUUCUGCUGGGUCCUGCUGUAGGUAGGUUGUAGUUUAAUGUAUAUUUGUGUUUAUCUGCCCGACUUCAUUGGAAGAUAUGGUUGAAAUGCCAUCCUAGGGUACAUUAGUGUUGUAGAAUGUUCCUUCAGAUUUUUGCUGGUGCUGCUUUAUUGUAAAUAAACACCUUGUAAACCAUCUUCACCAAAUUCAGUGGACAGAUCAUGUCCCAUUUAUCUGUACAAGUAAUUUAUUCAAAGUAAACGCUGUGCACGUCAGCGCAAGCGUAAAUGGACUUUAAGUCACAUUGUUGGCAGUCCAGCGCACUACUCUGUACCAUGCCUUAGUUGACCAUGGGGUGCAAUGAAAACAUUUUUUUUUUUUAAGUAAUCAGAGAAAAUAUAAAUUGACAAUAGCAAAAUGUUUAUUCCAGAUAUGGUUUCAGCCAGACUGCAAAGAAAUCAGGUUCAUAUGGAAGAAACAGCUGAAGAGAAUAUGAAGAGCACGAACCUCAGACAACCCGUACAAUCUCUCACUGACUCAAACUGGACACGGACACCACAGUGCACAAAAAAAGCAUUUGAGUCGGGUGGCAAGAAAUUUUAAAAAA
Molecule: messenger RNA, 2433 nt
Organism: Oncorhynchus kisutch (coho salmon)
Lineage: Eukaryota; Metazoa; Chordata; Actinopteri; Salmoniformes; Salmonidae
Gene: ankra2
Product: ankyrin repeat, family A (RFXANK-like), 2
Exons: 9
Coding region: 245-1180 (311 amino acids)
Biological process (GO): regulation of gene expression
Cellular component (GO): nucleus
Molecular function (GO): protein binding
Source: RefSeq, a predicted model, not a curated record